Messenger RNA from Myotis lucifugus (little brown bat), 1996 nucleotides. It is a transcript of the gene TMEM65, whose product is annotated as transmembrane protein 65. The record is from RefSeq and is a predicted model, not a curated record. Bases 16 to 735 code for a protein of 239 amino acids. Gene Ontology annotation, biological process: cardiac ventricle development; regulation of cardiac conduction. The transcript is spliced from 7 exons. Gene Ontology annotation, cellular component: mitochondrion. Lineage: Eukaryota; Metazoa; Chordata; Mammalia; Chiroptera; Vespertilionidae.
CCCCCCAACCCCGCCAUGUCCCGACUGCUGCCGCUGCUGCGGAGCCGGACCGCGAGCAGCCUGAGGCCGGGCCCGGCCGCCGCCGCCGCGCCCCGCCUGCCGUCCUGGUGCGGCUGCGGGCGGGGGCUGCUGGCGAUCGCGUUCCCCGGACGCUCCCCCGGCGGCCCCCGGGGCCUGGGCACGCACCCCAAGGAGCCCAUGGAGGCGCUGAACACGGCGCAGGGCGCGCGCGACUUCAUCUACAGCCUGCACUCCACCGAGAGGAGCUGCCUGCUCAAGGAGCUGCACCGCUUCGAGUCCAUUGCCAUCGCCCAAGAAAAAUUGGAAGCUGCGCCACCCACCCCAGAACAGCUGAGAUACGUAUUCAUCCACAAUGCGAUACCUUUCGUAGGGUUUGGCUUUUUGGAUAAUGCAAUUAUGAUUGUUGCAGGAACCCAUAUUGAAAUGUCUAUUGGAAUUAUUUUGGGAAUUUCAACUAUGGCAGCUGCUGCUUUGGGAAAUCUUGUGUCAGAUUUAGCUGGUCUUGGACUUGCAGGCUACGUCGAAGCUUUGGCUGCCAGGUUAGGACUAUCAAUUCCUGAUCUCACACCAAAGCAGGUUGACAUGUGGCAAACGCGUGUUAGUACACAUUUGGGCAAAGCUGUUGGGGUGACUAUUGGCUGCAUUCUAGGAAUGUUUCCUUUGAUUUUCUUGGGAGUAGGUGAAGAAGAUGAAAAACUGGAAAAGAAAAAUUAACCCUCGUAGAGUACCUAUAAAAGAUGUAAACUAAUGUACCUCAAUGAUUAAAUAUGCUGUCACAACAUUUAGGAAUUAAGACAGUAACAGUGUAUAGAUAUGGGAUCAAAUAAUUCAGCAUGUAUUAUGGAAAACACUAACUUAUUGUGGCUUGGUUUUCUUAGGACAUCUUUUUAAAAAAACUGUUUAGUAUCAUUUUGUGUAAAUUGUUGAAGUGCUUUUUCAUCAACGGCAGUCAACAUUUUAUCUUUUCCUUCUCUUUCUUUAUAUAUCCAAAUAUCAUUUAUCAGUCAUUGAUGUAUUGUACUGACUUGGGGUUUGCUUAUUUGUUACGUAAUGUGUAUAUGCAUGAAAACAUUUUCUGUUGUUGUGUUCCCUAUAGUUACAAUUCAACCUUAAGAUUUUUCCAAAUUACAUAAGCUAUUUGUUGUCAGUUGAAGAUUUUUUACUCGCUUUCUGGCAACAUCAAUUUUGUACUGUUUCACAGAAAACAUUCAUAAUCAUAUAAUUUCGGUCACUUUUAUUUACUCCCACAUCUAUUCAAAACAGAUGCAGACUUUAAGUAUUUUAAGUUUCUGUUACUCAUUCUAAUUUCUUGUCUCAAGUGCCAGAGGUCAAUCAGAAUGAGCAGUUAUGUGGUCUUCGUACUACAUAAAACCAUAUAUCUUUUUUAAAAAAAAUAUAUUCCAUUGAUCUUCCACAGAGAGGAAGGGAGAGGGACAGAGAGUCAGAAACAUCGACGAGAGAGAAACAUCGAUCAGCUGCCUCCUGCACACCCCCGACUGGGAAUGUGCCCGCAACCAAGGUACAUGCCCUUAACCGGAAUCGAACCUGGGGCCCUUCAGUCCAAAGGCCGACGCUCUAUCCACUAAGCCAAACCGGUUAGGGCAACCAUAUAUCUUAAGUAUAUUAUUUCGAAUGGAUUGUUUUACUUUUAAUUUCUCAAUUUUGCAUCAUUACAUGGUGAUUUUUGACUAAUGAGAGGAAGAAAAUUAUUAUUGUGGGUUCUUUUCGAUGGUGAUUAUGGAAUUAGAGUGAACUAAGGGGUUUGACAUGACACUUGAAAAUUAAGAGGCUAAAUAAAUUUUUUUAGAGAAAUAGAAAAUGGGAACUGCCAAGAAGGUUUAUGGGAUAAGUGGUGAAGCUGAAAGGAUGUUUGUAAGGUUAAUGAGAUACAAGUUAUAUUGUACAGGAAGGAUUUGUUCCCUCCAAAAUGUCUUUUGAUCUGAAUUAAAUGAGUCUGAGUACUUCCUAUUCAUAA